GGCCAGGGUGGGGUUGCAGACCAGGGAGAGAGUUUCAAGUUCAAGUGCAAGAUUACAUGUUCCUCACCAAGAGGAAGAGCUGAGAAAAAAGUGUGGUUACUAAGCUGAGAGGUGUCAUCUGAAUGCUGCUGUAACCUUAACAGCACAUUGAUUCCGAAUGAGAGAAAAAGUGAACAAGAGAAGCCAGGGAGAAAAAUCCACCCCUCUGCUUUCUCUUCACUGCUACUCUCCUCCUCUUUCCCUCCCACUAAGAUAUUCUGUCUGAAGCCACCCCCUUCUCUCUCUCUCUCGAUCUGUCCUCUCUCCUACACAUGCACAUACUAUUAAACACCACUUUUCUUCUUUUUCUUCGUCUCUCAUCAGGUCGUCUUUUAGUGCACCGUUUUAAGAGCCUCUAGUAUUUCUGUUUCUCUGGAGAAACCAGCUCAAUGCAGCUCUCUCUCUCUCAGCUGUGUAUCACACACUGGGAUAGCCUGUUUCUCAUUGAGAGGCCCUUUUUUUACUUGUAACACACAAGUCUUGCUCUCUUUUCAGUGCAGGUUUCCCUCCCCCUCCCCUUCUUCUCUACACUUAUCCGUAAAGAAAGGAAGGAAGCGGAAGAGAGAGGUGUUUGUGAGGAGGAAUGAUGAAAAGGCAGAGAGAGAGAGAGAGAGAGCGAGAGAAGGAGGGGGUAAAAGAAGAGAGCAAGACUGAGGAGAGUGGACUGGCAGAAACGUGAAAUACGAGAGGGAGAAGAGUAAAGUAGGAGAGGAACCCGUAAGAGGAGAAACGAGGGAUGGCUGACCUGGAAGUGGGCAAAAUCGAGGGAAAGGAAGCCACCGUUCUAUUCCAACACUUGCUGAAGCUGUGAUGCAUCACCUGAGAUCUGCUCUGGUGCUCCUCAGGGACUACAGGUGUUCACUCAUACGACAUAAAGCUCAAAGGAGAACAGCUGGUCAGUGAUCAGGUUUCAACUUAACACCUGGACAUUUUGGGAAAAUUGGAUUCCUUCCAUAUACUGUUCUGGAGAGGCUAUGACUUGAUGCUGAAGAAUAUCUUGAUGGCUGAAAUUAUGCCUAUAGUGGAGGAAUUUGACCAGCAGAAAAAUUAUGAUACAGUAUAUGAGUUCAGGCUACAGGCAGCAGCAAACAAUUUCAUUGCUGCAGCCUCAAGGCUGCCCAGAGCCUCUGGAUGUUUCCCCCCAUGUGGUUUCCAGGUUCAAGGUGCUGUUUAUAACUGCAUGACCUGUCAGUACGACUCCUGUGAGUUCCCGCUGGAUUGCCCCGUGAAGGAAAUCAAAGUAAAUGAGAACAACAGGACUCAGAUGUGGUGUAAGAUCCCUUUCCUGCUUCCCACAGAUGCAGAGAUAGUCUGGAGAUAUGCAAUGGAGAGAACGAUGUUGAUGGAUCGGUUUGACGAAGUCACGGUUGGAGUGGAUCCACUUUACUUCAUCCCCUCUGCCCGGCCUGAGCACUCAGGCACCUACCAGUGUGAAAUAUUCUCUCAGGAGCACUCACUUGUCCGUAUCUACUACUACCUCACAGUAGUCCCUAUGGCACAGAUAGGCCAUGCAGAACUGCAGGAUGUCUUUGAACAGGCUCUCCUCCCAGGAGGCCAGUUCCCUCCCCUGUCCUCUACAGAUCCAUUCACCUUAUUGCUGCCCAGUCCUGCCCUUGUCACCACCUGUCUGACUGCAAUGCUUCUGCUGGUCUUCUUAAGUCUAGGGGCGCUACAUUGGUUAUCUUAUCAGAUUGGGAACAGUGAGUCUGAUCCAGCCCAGGAAACAAAACUCACAGAAAAAAAGAAAUAUUUGAUUCACUGCUAACAAGAGAAGCACGAUAAAAUAUUAAGGCA
Cyprinus carpio (common carp) is the source of this 1833-nucleotide messenger RNA. RefSeq names its product sperm acrosome membrane-associated protein 6 (gene spaca6). Bases 1022 to 1804 code for a protein of 260 amino acids. Lineage: Eukaryota; Metazoa; Chordata; Actinopteri; Cypriniformes; Cyprinidae. The record is from RefSeq and is a predicted model, not a curated record. The transcript has 11 exons. Gene Ontology annotation, biological process: fusion of sperm to egg plasma membrane involved in single fertilization.